AUGUCUAAGGCACCUCAUGCAGGCCACGCCGUCGACGCCAGCUAUGCCCUCGACAACAGCAGCAACGAAUGGAGCGCGCAGAACAUUCCAUGCACCAAGGGGGACGGUGCGAGCUGUAAGUUACUGGAGCACCAUCCGGAAAUUAAUAGGGUACUUCUAGGCGCUGCCCUGGAGCUUCGGGAAGACAAGCGAGGACAGAGCAGAGGUGAUGUCCUUAUUGCGGCUGUCGAGGCAAGCACUUGCCGGUUCGCCUCGUACAGCUCUAACGAAAACUGGUGCAAAGCGAGAGCACUGAAUCUCGUUGAGCGUCUACUCGCCCAGCACCGCUGCAUCACGGCGAUGGAAUUCAACAGCAACCUGAUGCUUCGCCCAUCGUUGCUCUCGGCAGUAAAACGACACCCCUGUUUGAAAAGCUUUACUGUAUGCGGAAGAUUCAUUGCAUCCGACGGCGCAGCUGUGGUGUUCGACGUGAUAGGAUCUUUGCCGCAGCUCAAGAAUCUAGCUUUCAAGUCUUACGAGUUCGAGAAGGAAUCCUCGACUACGAGCUGCGUCAUUGACUACUCAUUUGACCUUCGCAUAAGUUGUCUGUCGACCCUUGACCUCGCAGAGCUGCGAAUUCCCAGCACUGAGGCCGGUUGGCUCGUCCGGGCACUCAUUGAAAACGAAAGCAUCACCGACCUCUGCGUCGGAGAGUGCGUGUUUUCGUACGGAGAUGACUCCUAUCCAAGGUUCCCGACGUACCUCGCGAAGGAAAAUUGCCCGCUGCGAAAAUUGACGCUCAAAUCGAACGCCUACUUCAUCAGAGGGUCACUCAUGGGGAAACUUGUCGACGCAUUUUGCAAAAUGAAUUUUUUGAAGGAACUGAACGUGGACAUCGUCGCGACAACAAUGUUCGUACCUACGUUCGCCCUCUUUGCCGAAGUGGCCACUCGGAGCGCCAAACUACUCAUCCUGAAGUUGCCUUGGACGUCAAGAUGUUCCAUUUUUGGUGCCCACAUUACAAGUCCUGAAGCCACGCAAUGCAUGAAGUCCUGGCAAACAGCCUUGCAAGGAUCGAAGUCACCGCUCAAGCAGCUGCGCGUCGACUUGAAGGGCUUCGGCAAAACCGAAUGCGACACUUUCUUCGACGCAAUCGCCAACAAUGAAUCUCUGCGGCUGGUGGAAGUCGACACUUUGCCAUUCAUUGAUGGGCUCGACAAGGUCUCCAAAACUAUUCUGGAGCGAGGUCUGAACGAUCGAGUGCUCAUCAAAGGACACCAUCGGCACAGCAACGCAAACCACCUGCUGAAAUGCCCGCAAAUCAGCAGCGUGGCCGUAACGGUGGAGUGGUUCGUUUUCCGCCAGCGUGUCGGCCCACAGUCAUUUAUCUCGACUCUGGAAGUGGUCGGUAGCUCCAGUAACGUAACGUCACUGCUGGUCGAGGGCAAUAGAUUCGAUCGCGACGAAUUAUCUGCCUUGGCAGCAUGCCUAAGGAACGCGGCUGUACUCACUGAUGUCGACAUAAACCUGAGGGGCGCUAUGGCUGUCUUAUCAGAAAAGGAUCGUACGCAUGUGCGGGCGGAACUAGUGUCAGCGCUGGCCUCCAACCUCAAACUUGUCAAAGUCAGCAUCAAAGGCGUGCUGCUGUCCAAUGACGACUUGAACGUCCUCGCACAUUGGGCCAGCAAGAGCCUUAGCAUCACCGAAUUCACCAUGACUCCUGUCUGUUGUGGUGGUACCACGCCUGGCAAGCUUUGUGAAGAGCUGCAAAUUGCUUUUGAGCAAAGGCCCGGUGCGCUAAAGGAAGCAUUCAACUUCAAGAACAUCGCACUUGCAGACAUCCUGCAAGCGACCAUACGGAAUGCCUCCACCGUCUCGGCCGCUUCAGAAUUCGUGCUAGGUCAGCAAGAUACCUUGGACGGUGCGGAUGCCAUCGAGCUGAUGCACGACCAUCCACGCCUCCUCGAGAUGGUGAUGGAAGGUGCUGACGUCACAAAGACGAAAGCUAAAGAGAAGAUCAGCAGCGCUCUUCUGCGUGUGCAAAACUGUAACCUUGAGGGGUUUAUGAGAAUCGCAGGCGUCGUCAAGGAGAGGGUGGAGUGCCUUCGUCAUCCCGAUGCCAGGUUUCAGCUCGUUGACAUUAACCACCACUGCUGGCUGCACAUUCGCAGGUUCCUGAAGAUAAGGGACGUUGUCAACAUUGAGCCGCUGUCGGUUAAUCAAAACGACGCGUGGGCUUUUGAAUGCGAUUAGCACACCAUAAAUAAAAGAUCUAGCAUUCUCCUGA
This is a messenger RNA of Dermacentor andersoni, 2266 nucleotides long. RefSeq lists its product as uncharacterized. The record is from RefSeq and is a predicted model, not a curated record. NCBI's taxonomy places the organism in Eukaryota, Metazoa, Arthropoda, Arachnida, Ixodida, Ixodidae.